Messenger RNA from Erigeron canadensis, 1055 nucleotides. RefSeq names its product dnaJ homolog subfamily B member 6-like. NCBI's taxonomy places the organism in Eukaryota, Viridiplantae, Streptophyta, Magnoliopsida, Asterales, Asteraceae. The transcript has 6 exons. Bases 124 to 798 code for a protein of 224 amino acids. The record is from RefSeq and is a predicted model, not a curated record.
UUAAUUGGGCUUUCAUUUACUCUGAAACAAAUAAUUAAAUUUGUCGACAUUGAAAUUAGAUUAAGGAAAAAGAUAAAUAAAGAACUGGGCGGGCGGGUGGUAUUUGAAUUGAAAAUAGAAAUUAUGGGUGGAAAGAAUAACGAAGAAGAAGAAAGUAUGGAUUUUUAUCAAGUUUUGGGACUGGAAAAAGGAUGCUCUGAUGCAGACCUCAAGAAUGCUUACAAGAAGCUUGCUCUGAGAUGGCAUCCAGAUCGUUGGUCGGCAUUGGGGAAGAAUGUGGAGGCGGCAAAGAACAAGUUCCAAACAAUACAAGAAGCCUAUUCUGUACUUUCGAAUGCGAACAAAAGAUUUCUGUACGAUGUAGGAGUUUAUGACACUGAUGAUGAUGAUGAUGAAAAUGGGAUGGCUGACUUCUUGAACGAAAUGGCGGUGAUGAUGAGUCAAAACAAACCUCCUCCUGCUGCUGCUGCUGAAAAUGGAGAGGAGACUUUUGCGGAACUUAAGGAUUUGUUCGAGGAAAUGUUUCAAAGUGACAUCGAUUCGCUUAGUUCAUCUUCUCAAACAGGAAGCACGGCUUCUUAUUCGUCCUUGUUUUCUAGCUCCGGCGAAAGCUACUCGGCCUCCAACAAACGAGCUUCCUCAGAGAUGUCAUCUAACACCAAACCCACCCCUGGAGAACCAGAUCCUUUUCGAGGAUUUUGCAUAGGGACAGGCGGCGGGUUGUCCCCUGGAAGAGGAGGUAGCAGUAGGAAUGCUCGAAAGGGGUCUUCUUCCUCUUCGAGAAAGGGGCAUCGUUGAUUUUGGAUUUGGGAGUAAUUAAUCCCAGCUUAAUUAAUUAAUUGCUUGAAUGAAAUUGAAAGCUGGUUAAAGCUCAAAGGAGCAUCAUUUGGAACCAAACCUGGAUUUAGUUUUAGAUGUUCACCGAAUGUAUCAGCUAAUUGAACGGCUCCAAUCUUCGUUUUUUGUAAGGCACAAAACAAUAGCAAAAGAUGAGUCAAAUGUAUAUUUGUUGUUGAAAAAAAAUCUUCGAUAAUAAUAUUACAAAGAUUGUAUUA